Molecule: messenger RNA, 659 nt
Organism: Ceratosolen solmsi marchali
Lineage: Eukaryota; Metazoa; Arthropoda; Insecta; Hymenoptera; Agaonidae
Product: cysteine-rich hydrophobic domain-containing protein 2
Exons: 4
Coding region: 143-640 (165 amino acids)
Source: RefSeq, a predicted model, not a curated record
GAGGCGACGAAGGUGGCGGUGGUUAGUGGGGUUAGGGAGGGAGAGAGGCUUUCGUUCUCCUCUAUCUUUCGUCCCAUGCGGGCGGCGUGGCCUCGACGGGGAGAGGCUGGUAGCCAGUGAAGACGGCAACGACAACGGGAGCAUGGCAGACUUCGACGCUAUUUACGAGGAAGAGGAGGAGAGCGAGCAGAACUUGGAGGAUCACUACGUGACCAUCGUGCCCGAUCCCAUUAUCAUUCGCGGCGCUGGCAAUAUGACCGUAUUUGGUCUGAGCAACCGCUUUGAAUCAGAGUUUCCCAAUGGCUUGGUAUCUCGUGUUGCGCCAGAGGAAUUCAAAGCAACGGUUAUGCGCAUAAACAAUGUCCUGAAGAAAACUCUCCCUGUUAAUGUGAAGUGGUUAUUCUGUGGUUGCGUUUGUUGCUGUUGUACAUUAGGCUGUUCCUUAUGGCCAGUUAUAUGCCUCAGUAAAAGGACUCAACACUCGCUUAAUAAAUUGCUAGAAUGGGAAAAUAGUAGGCUAUACCAUAAAUUGGGCCUACAUUGGAGACUGACAAAACAACGAUGUGAUAGUUCUUCAAUGAUGGAAUAUGUGCUGUUAAUCGAGUUUAUCCCAAAAAUACCGAUAUAUAGACCAGAUUAGAUAGAGGAGUGCAAAAUUC